UACAAAACAUAUAAGUAUUGAAAUAUCAUGAAAUCGUAUGUGGUUUAUGGAGUGGAUCAAGUUGAAGUUUUAGAUUAUUGUCUUUUACACUUUAGUUCAUGUUGUAGACCAAAUAGGGUAUUUCUUAGUAGACAAGGCUUUUUUUUUUGUUAAAACAUGGUUAUUAAUUAUAUGUAUUGUUAAAACAUGGUUAUUAAUUAUAUGUAAGGUAAAACACACAAAAAGUUAAAGAAAGAAAUGUGAGGAAAAGAUAAUCUAAACACGAGUAAGCUAUUCCCAAAACAUUUUGUUUCCAAGGGAACGAGAGAGUUAUCUAUUUUAGUACUUUACAAUAAAAAAGGAAUAAGCCAGAGCAAAUCAAGUGUGAAAUUAAACAAGAACAUUUUUAUGAAGUUCGAAAUCAAGCAAUAAGGAUAAAUCGACAUAAAUGAUGAGUCAUGUAUCCAGUUACUUUCUUCUUUUUUUGGUCAUAUAUCAUUGUCAUUAUAUAGUGUGAUGUUUGUAAGUUGCUCACAUGGUUUUUAGAGUUUGCGGAUGGAGCCGGUGUGCCUUCCACAGGUGCACGUGCCGCCAUUGGUCAUGCACUGGCUACGCCCCUGGCCUUCCAUGAAUAUUACUUUUUAACUUUAGCCUAAUUCAUUGGAUCCAUUGUUUUCUAAACAUUUGAAAAGAACUGAUCUUUUGAAAAGAACGGAUGUACAUGGCCCAUGUAUAAAUUCUCUACUUGAACGUCACACGGUUACCACUUACCAGAAACAGAAACCAUUCUUGUUUGGUCGUUAUAAUGAACACAUGCCUUCUUUGCAUGGGAUUCUUCUUUCGUCGACUCAAAAAAAAAACUCUUUAAAAACAGAAGAGAGCGAGAGUAAUCAAAACAUAAGAGACAAUAGUUCACGCGAGAUAUCGAGAGAGAGAAAACGCUGACUUCCAGAGAUCGCCUGUGAGAAAAGAAGAUAGAGAGCGUGAUUCUACAAUGGAUUUCCCGCAGAUUCUUCGUUUCAUCCUUGUUCUAGCCAUCAUCAAAGUUGCAGUUACUAUUAAGACUUCGGAUGGAGAUGAUGUCGAAUGUAUGGAUAAAAUAAAGCAGCCAGCAUUUGAAAGCACUUUACUAAAAAAUCAUAAAAUUCAGGAAUGGCCGUCCGAAAUUCCUCGGACAGUCGAAGCAGACAAGAAAAGCAAACUGGAAACUUGGGAAGCUCAAGUUAGUACUGUCAACUGUCCGGAAGGAACCGUACCAGUACGGAACUACAGUGUCAGUAAGACUGACCGGACAGGGCCUGAUUUCACCAGUUACAAUCGUGGACAUGAGUAUGCGAUCAUAAGUCAGAAAAGCCCACCAGAACUAUACGGAGCAAAAGCCACGAUUAACGUAUGGGAUCCGGCGAUAGAGGGAAAGGAGAUGUCUAUAUCUCAGAUUUGGAUUAGCUCGGGAAAAUAUAAGACUAAUGACCUUAACACCCUAGAGGUUGGCUGGCAGGUUCUUCCGACGUUGUAUGGCGAUAACAAACCGAGGCUAUUUAUUUUUUGGACAAGUGAUUCGUAUAAGAACGGAUGCUAUAACCUAAGAUGCUCUGGUUUUAUACAAACUAGUAGCAGUAUUGUCCUUGGUGGAGCUAUUUCUCCCACUUCUUCUUUCGGAGGUAGUCAAUACGAGAUUACCAUACUUGUAUGGAAGGAUCGUAUCUAUGGGAAUUGGUGGCUGAGUUUGGGACCCAGUAACUUAUUGGUAGGUUACUGGCCGAAAGAACUUUUCACAACCUUAGCUGAUUACGCAACCAUCGCGGAAUGGGGCGGUGAAAUCUUAAACUUGCAAAAUUUCAGCCGCCAUACAAAGACUCAAAUGGGGUCUGGCCACUUCCCCAAAGAAGGAUUCGGCAAAAGCAGCUAUUUCCGCAACCUCAAGUUCAUAGAUAACAACAAUAGUCUGCAGCCGAUCCAAAAUAUCAAGAAAAUAGUAACAAACCCUGAAUCCUACAACGUCAAGACUGAAUAUACCGAUGAAUGGAAGAGCCAUUUCUUUUAUGGAGGGCCUGGGUUUAGAUCUACGCAGUCUCGAGCCGUUCCUUUGGCAUUCAGUUCAUGUUUUGUCAUCUAUUGCUUAGCACUUUUUAUGGUUUAGUUGUUUCAUGUUUUUAUUUAACUUUGUGUUGUAAAAGUACUUUGUUUAUAAUGAAAUAUAUCAAUGGUGUAACUAUGCUUAUAUUAAC
Messenger RNA from Brassica rapa (field mustard), 2207 nucleotides. RefSeq lists its product as uncharacterized. NCBI's taxonomy places the organism in Eukaryota, Viridiplantae, Streptophyta, Magnoliopsida, Brassicales, Brassicaceae. The record is from RefSeq and is a predicted model, not a curated record.